Messenger RNA from Punica granatum (pomegranate), 1568 nucleotides. NCBI's taxonomy places the organism in Eukaryota, Viridiplantae, Streptophyta, Magnoliopsida, Myrtales, Lythraceae. The record is from RefSeq and is a predicted model, not a curated record.
UUUUGCAUGAGCAGCGUGUCUCUCUCUCCCCCAACUCCACUUCUCGACUUUUCUCCUCCUCACUGUAUAUAAUUAUGUAUAUAUAUAUAUAUAUAUAUGGAUGCAUAGAUAGGUACACGCAGUAAUCAAUCCCAUCAUUUCCAUUACCAUCAUCAAUCAGACUUCCUCGGAACUUAGCUAUGUCGAGCACUGCCGGCCAGGUGAUCCGCUGCAAAGCUGCGGUGGCGUGGGAGGCUGGAAAGCCGCUGGUGAUCGAAGAAGUGGAGGUCGCGCCGCCUCAGGCUAACGAAGUUCGUCUCAAGAUCCUCUUCACCGCUCUCUGCCACACCGACGUUUACUUCUGGGAAGCUAAGGGGCAGACGCCGUUAUUCCCUCGCAUAUUUGGCCACGAAGCUGGAGGAAUUGUGGAGAGUGUGGGCGAGGGAGUGACCCACCUCCAACCAGGGGACCAUGCCCUUCCUGUGUUCACCGGGGAGUGCGGGGAAUGCCCCCACUGUAAGCAUGAGGAGAGCAACAUGUGCAACCUCCUUAGGAUCAACACCGAGCGUGGCGUCAUGCUCAGCGAUAACCAGUCGAGAUUCUCCAUCAAUGGGAAACCCAUCAACCACUUCGUUGGGACCUCCACCUUCAGCGAGUACACUGUUGUUCACGCGGGUUGUGUUGCAAAGAUCAACCCGGAGGCCCCACUCGACAAAGUCUGCAUCCUCAGCUGCGGAAUUUCCACAGGGUUGGGUGCAACGCUGAAUGUUGCAAAGCCGAAGCCGGGCCAUUCAGUUGCUAUUUUUGGCUUGGGAGCUGUGGGUCUUGCUGCUGCUGAAGGGGCAAGGCUCUCAGGUGCUUCGCGGAUUAUUGGUGUUGAUUUAAACCCGAGUAGAUUCGAACAAGCAAAGAAAUUUGGGGUGACCGAGUUCGUCAAUCCAAAAGACCAUGACAAGCCUGUUCAAGAGGUGAUUGCCGAGAUGACUGGUGGAGGAGUUGAUCGAAGUGUUGAGUGCACUGGGAGCAUCCAAGCCAUGAUCUCCGCUUUCGAAUGUGUCCAUGAUGGCUGGGGCGUAGCUGUCCUUGUCGGUGUCCCGAACAAGGACGACGCAUUCAAAACUCAUCCAAUGAACGUGCUGAACGAGAGGACUCUGAAGGGCACUUUCUUCGGGAACUACAAACCACGAACGGACCUUCCCGGAGUCGUUGAGAAGUACAUGAACAAGGAGCUGGAACUGGAGAAGUUCAUCACGCACUCGGUCCCAUUUUCAGACAUCAACAAGGCAUUCGAGUACAUGGCGCAGGGACAGAGCCUCCGGUGCAUUAUCCGCCUGCACGAAUGAGAGAUGAUGAUAACUGAGCGGCUCUGCAGCAGGCCAAGCGGCACCUCUUUCUAGUGUAAUUACGUCAUCGGAGUGUUCUAUGAAUAAGUCAUGACCAUAAGACAAAGUUUAUGCUCGACGUCUUCUUAGUUCGGACGUCCUAAUUUGGUCCCAAACACUAUGGUUUUGUCUUACUAUGAUGCGAGAGCAUUAUAGUUUUUGUUACUAAGACCAGACAAGUCUAAUUUUGUUCCUAAUUUUGUAUUA